This is a messenger RNA of Camponotus floridanus (Florida carpenter ant), 760 nucleotides long. Its product is annotated as cytochrome b5. Lineage: Eukaryota; Metazoa; Arthropoda; Insecta; Hymenoptera; Formicidae. Gene Ontology annotation, cellular component: membrane; intracellular membrane-bounded organelle. Gene Ontology annotation, molecular function: heme binding. The record is from RefSeq and is a predicted model, not a curated record. Bases 81 to 449 code for a protein of 122 amino acids. The transcript has 4 exons.
UCGAAAAGAUCUGUAUAUGUUACUUAUAUCACAAACGCGAAUGGAUUUCUUCUCUUUCUUUCGCGAGACUCCAUCGAAGAAUGUCCAAUUCGGUGAUUCGGUAUUCACUGGCGGAUGUCGCAAAGUGCAAUGGUACAAACGGAUCUAGAACUUGGAUUGUGAUUUAUGAUAACGUUUACGAUGUAACGGAUUACAUGGCUCAGCAUCCUGGCGGUCCAGAAUUAAUUGAGGAAUAUGCGGGAAAGGAUGCGACAGAUGGAUUCGACGAUUUUGGUCACUCAUCAGACGCAAAAAAGAUACUUAAAGAAUAUUUAAUUGGUGAACUUAAAGAUGAAGAUAAAAAGGUCAAUAGAAAGAAAAAGCGUAUUGUUGCUAAUGGAAUAAAAGUUGAACGAACGGAUAAACGAAGAACCUUCUUAGCAAUAUUAUGCGGCAAAUGUACAUCUUGAAGAAUGCAGUAUUUUGAGAGAUUUAAGAUAUAUUAUUUUAUUUAUUAAGUCAUUGUAAUAUCUAUACAUGAUAUCGCCCAUGACGAUAAGCGCGUAAUUCCGAUAAGAAUCAUUAAUUAUAUCGUAGUAUUAAAUACAAUCCGCUUAUCACAUACGUGACAUUAGAGAUCUUUAAAAACGAAAAAGGAAAAUCAAUCAUUAUGUCUGUGCGAAUACAAAUGAGUCAUGCGUCAUUUGCUUAUCGCUUUUACAGACUUAUAACAAGCAAGCUUUGCGGAAUUUUCAAUGUUUAAUUAUAUAAUUAAAUUAAU